GAAGCCGGCAAAGGAAUACGACAUCGAAAUGGAUCACAAGCGGAUAUUAUUUUUGUUCAGCAUUGCCGCCCUGCUCCUAUGUAAUUUUGUAAGCGCCGAUGAAACGGAAUCGGAAGUGGUGGCGGAGGAGCCGAGCUCCGCCCAGCUGCUGGCGGCCGGGGAAACUGCCCAGGCUGAUUCUGGAGAUGAGAACGUUAGGAAAGUGCGUCAGUACUUCGGGCCACCACCGUUUGGACCUCCGCCACCACCUUUCUUUGGGCCACCGCCACCACCGUACUACGGCGGUGGUUUUGGUGGCGGAUUCGGCGGUGGCUUCCAGAGAACUCGAGUGGUCACCCGCACCCGUUACCGCGGUCGCGGUGGCUACUACGGCGGUGGAUUCUACGGCUAAUCAGCUAGCAUGGAUUCGAUUGUGCAGACUUUGUGAUACUUCUUUUGUGCUGCCCCUUGGGGUGCAAUAAAACUGCUUGCCUUAUGCAAGUCAAUUCAA
Messenger RNA from Drosophila yakuba, 490 nucleotides. RefSeq lists its product as uncharacterized. Bases 29 to 391 code for a protein of 120 amino acids. Lineage: Eukaryota; Metazoa; Arthropoda; Insecta; Diptera; Drosophilidae. The record is from RefSeq and is a predicted model, not a curated record. The transcript has a single exon.